Linum tenue is the source of this 338-nucleotide messenger RNA. NCBI's taxonomy places the organism in Eukaryota, Viridiplantae, Streptophyta, Magnoliopsida, Malpighiales, Linaceae. The record is from the annotation of a GenBank genome assembly.
CAAUCCCAUUUCCAACAGGUGACGAUGAUCCAAGCCCCAAAUACAGACAGAGUUUCGUCGGUUAGCUGAUGGAAGUUUCUGUUUGUUUUGUUUUGGUGGCGUCUCUCUCACUUUCCAUGACAUGAAUCGCAAUAAUGUGGACUGGACUGGACUGUCUGUUUCACGGUUUGGGACACUCGGCCGCACCACAACCCACGGAUCUGCCUGUCUGUCUCUUACCCUUCCUUCCUUCCUUGGGCUUCUUCUGUAUAAUGUGGGCGCUGAUUCUCGACUUAAAAACGAAAUUAACUUUCACCCAAGUCAGUAACUUGGUUGGAGUUAAUAUUAUUAUUGGUUGU